This is a messenger RNA of Pyricularia pennisetigena, 1103 nucleotides long. RefSeq lists its product as uncharacterized. Gene Ontology annotation, biological process: protein phosphorylation. The record is from RefSeq and is a predicted model, not a curated record. Gene Ontology annotation, molecular function: ATP binding; protein kinase activity. Bases 624 to 1103 code for a protein of 159 amino acids. NCBI's taxonomy places the organism in Eukaryota, Fungi, Ascomycota, Sordariomycetes, Magnaporthales, Pyriculariaceae. The transcript has 3 exons.
AUGGCGUCGUUUCUUCGGCGACUGCCCUGGCCCGGCCGGACUUGGAAGCCUCUUACCUUCCCCAGUUUCAAUUUCAAGCAAAUUCCGUUGGCCGAAAAGAUCGAAGAGGAGUUGAUUCCCAACUACAAGGCGUCCCGGUAUUACCCUGUCCUUAUUGGACAAGUCCUCCAGGAUCGCUAUCAGAUUGUAAGAAAACUGGGGUUUUGGGCGAGCUCAACGGUUUGGCUGGCGCGCGAUUUGAAAGGCCGCCGCCACGUGGCGCUCAAGCUGUUUGUACAUUCCGAGUCCAUGGGCGAGCAACUGGAUCACGAGAUUGCCAUGUAUAAGCGCAUAUCCAAUACUUGUUCGGUAUCGAAACAUCCGGGCCGCAGUGCAGUCCGAGAGCUUCUUGAUUCUUUCGACGUUGCUGGGCCGGAUGGAUCGCACCGUUGCUUGGUUCAUCCACCACUCGGCGAGAGUGUUUGGGCUUUCCUUCACCGCAACCCCGUCAGGAGGCUCCCUGAACCAGUCGUUGCUUUUGUCCUUCGUUGUUUGUUCCUAGCCUUGGAAUUUCUGCACACCGAGUGCCGCAUGAUCCACACAGGUCCGUUGCCAGUCCCACCACGGUUCUGCUUCUUGUCAACAUGGCGACUAAUACUGUACUCAACGGACCAGACAUCAAAGCCGAUAACAUUAUGUUUGGAAUCGUAGACGACUCGGUCUUCACCGCGUUCGAAGAGGGGGAGCUAACCAAUCCAUCUCCCCGGGAAACUGUGGACGGCCGAACGAUAUAUCUAUCCCGCGACCUCAAAAUGCCGAAAACCUGGGGCGCGCCAGUGCUUUGUGACUUUGGCUCAGCUAUUCUGGGGGACGUUGAGCACGUCGAGGACGUGCAGCCCGCCAUCUACAGAACACCGGAGGUCAUUGUCCAAGCGCCAUGGUCAUACGAGAUUGACAUAUGGAACACGGCUUGCAUGAUUUGGGACGUGUUCCAGAACGGCCACCUGUUCACAGGGUUCGACCCGGAACACGAGACCUACCGCAGUCGGGCACACCUUGCCGAGAUGAUUGCGCUGCUUGGACCACCCCCAGAGGCGUUGUUGCGAUCGGGCAAAGGCGACUGA